This is a messenger RNA of Scleropages formosus (Asian bonytongue), 1952 nucleotides long. RefSeq names its product acetyl-CoA acetyltransferase 1 (gene acat1). Gene Ontology annotation, biological process: fatty acid beta-oxidation. The transcript is spliced from 12 exons. The record is from RefSeq and is a predicted model, not a curated record. Bases 95 to 1360 code for a protein of 421 amino acids. Gene Ontology annotation, molecular function: acetyl-CoA C-acetyltransferase activity. NCBI's taxonomy places the organism in Eukaryota, Metazoa, Chordata, Actinopteri, Osteoglossiformes, Osteoglossidae. Gene Ontology annotation, cellular component: mitochondrion.
UGUCGGUCGUACGGUACAGCUGAAGGUGAAAGGGAUUCCUGCGUCCAGGUUUCUGCCUUGUUUGCAAUUGUCGGUUGGUCAGUUCUCGUCCAUAAUGUCAUCCAGGGGUCUUUUCUUAAUUCGCAGACACGUCUGCAAGCGAUUGUUGACACCGCAAUACGUGUGCAGGACAUAUGCGUCUCGUCCCCCUUUAAAUGAAGUAGUGAUUGUGAGUGCCGUCCGGACCCCUGUGGGCUCAUUCAUGGGCAGUCUGUCCACAGUCCCUGCCACUCAACUGGGCUCCAUCGCCAUCAAAGGGGCCGUGGAGCGAGCAGGUAUCCCUGUUGAGGAGGUGAAGGAAGUAUACAUGGGCAAUGUGCUGCAGGCGGGAGAAGGACAGGCGCCCACCAGACAAGCACUGCUUGGGGCAGGCCUUCCCAUCUCUACCCCCGCCACCACCGUGAACAAGGUGUGCGCCUCGGGGAUGAAGUCUGUCAUGCUGGCUGCUCAGAGUCUUAUGUGUGGACACCAGGAUGUCAUGGUGGCUGGUGGGAUGGAGAGCAUGUCCAAUGUCCCAUACAUCAUGGCCAGGGAGAUGCCUACUUAUGGGGGAGUGAAAAUGGAGGACCUCAUUGUGAAAGAUGGACUCACUGACGUCUACAACAAGUUUCACAUGGGUAACUGUGCUGAAAACACAGCGAAGAAUAGUGGGAUUUCCCGGGAGGAGCAGGACAAGUACGCUAUCAGCUCGUACACUCGCAGCAAAGCAGCAUGGGAGUCUGGUGUGCUUGCCAAGGAGGUCGUUCCAGUCAGCAUCCCUCAGCGGGGAAAGCCUGACCUGGUUGUGAGCGAAGAUGAGGAAUUUAGACGAGUCGAUUUCAGCAAAGUGCCCAAACUGAAGGCCGUCUUCCAGAAGGAGAACGGCACCGUGACAGCAGCCAACGCUAGCACGCUCAACGAUGGCGCUGCUGCCCUGGUUCUCAUGACUACCGAUGCUGCCAAGAGGCUCAAUGCCACUCCUCUGGCCAGGAUUGUCUGCUUUGCUGAUGCCGCAGUCGCUCCCAUUGAUUUUCCUAUUGCUCCUGCCUUUGCUGUGCCCAAGAUCCUGAAGACUAGUGGUGUGAAGAAAGAGGACAUUGCCAUGUGGGAAAUCAACGAGGCUUUCAGUGUGGUUGUCCUUGCCAACAUCAAGAUGCUGGACAUCGACCCCAGCAAAGUCAACAUGAAUGGUGGAGCAGUGUCUCUUGGCCAUCCCAUUGGGAUGUCUGGAGCACGAAUUGUUGGUCACAUGGUUCACAACCUGAAACCAGGCCAGUAUGGACUUGCAGGCAUCUGCAAUGGAGGUGGUGGGGCCUCAUCGAUCCUCAUCCAAAGAUUUUAAGAAGUUCUCUGUGGAUGAGGUGCUCAGGCCCAGCCGAUCAACUGCCUGGACGCACUGAAUGUCAGCUGUGUGUUGUGCAGGUGGAUGUAUCAAAUUGAGCUUCUAUUAUUUAUUACAUGAGACUUCUCGUCGAACCAUCAGCCUUAUUUCUCACUGUUACACUUCAUGUACUUUAACUCAGAAGUCGCUCCUACAUCCUAUAAACAUCUCAUUCUGCAGCAGUAACUUGUCAAUAAAGACCUUUGGCAAGAGUGAUCUUUUUAUUCUUCACUUUGGUGAUCUGGAUUUGUUGAUGUGCCAUAGAAAUGUUUUUAAUGCAUAACUUUUGACAGUGAAGAACUGUAGUAAAUGUUGAAAAUGAUAGUGAGUUAGUAUUAAUAAAUGAGACCAGCCAUACAUUGUUCAUUACUUUAGAGGGAACCAUCUGGUCAAUGACUAAAUGUAAAUGUAGCAUAUUCUGUAAAAGCACCCCAUUGAGAAAAUUCUUGUUGGGAUGGGGUCGAAUUCCCUUUUCUUGCUGUGAAAUAAAGUUCAUGAACAAGAUUCCAAAUUAGUUAAAAUGCCACAAUAAAAUCCAUUUUUAUGCACAGCA